Molecule: messenger RNA, 2014 nt
Organism: Amphibalanus amphitrite
Lineage: Eukaryota; Metazoa; Arthropoda; Thecostraca; Balanomorpha; Balanidae
Product: selenoprotein M-like
Exons: 4
Cellular component (GO): endoplasmic reticulum lumen
Molecular function (GO): oxidoreductase activity
Source: RefSeq, a predicted model, not a curated record
UGUUGGGGAUAACCUAUUUGCUCCGAAAAUGACACAAAUGCGACUUUUGCCCCUGGUUGCAUUCAAUUAAGCUUUGUGAAGUGCCCAGAGGCCAGUUUUACCAACAGAAAAAGCUCAGUUGGGGAAACUACGAGGCGAAGAUCCAAAAAUGGAUUGGGCAAUAAAUAUACUUCUGAUGACCAUAUAUGGGACGACGGUGAAAACAGGGCGCCUGGGGCGAUUUGAUCAAGGUUCGUGAAAUUUACAUGUGAUGUUUAGCACGUAGAAGACCCGCGGAGUGGGAGAAGCUCCAAAUGUCACGUGACUAAUAUGCCCUCCGGCGCCCUGUUUUCACCGGCGUCCCAUAUAUGGGCAUAAAUGCAGCCCUCACUACUACGGGUGAAAAACGAUAUAACCUGCAGGUACUUGCAGCAUCGCGUCCACUUAUCGGGGAGAAAAGGCUUCCAUUUUCCACUAGGGAUUAACGCGAUUCGAUUAAAUUCGACGAAUUCAAUCGGAAAUGGCGUUAGAAAACAGCUUUUCUGCAGGUUCUGGGCUUCACGAUCAGCUGGCCAUUCCAUAAAUGGAUUGGUAUUUUGAAAGAAAAUAAUAGCUCUGUUCACACCCCGUUUAUUUAUCAGCAGGCUGUGACCAUGCUGCUACUUCUUGGCUCCUCAUUGGUCGAAUUCAAGUGGUCUAUUCGUUAGACCAAUGAGAGGCCAAGCCGCGCCAGCAAUAACUUCCUUAUAUGAGGAAAACUGACAGCACACUGAUAUAAAAACAGGGACCGAACAGGGCCAAUUAAACGAUUUAUUUUUAUUACAAUAAAGAAAGAUAUUUGAUAUUAAAAUGAUAAUUUAACCACAAUAGUAAAAACCAUAUGUUCGUUCCUUCGUUCCAGUUCCUUCCCAAUCCUCGCCCUGGUUGGACGUGCGCCAGAUUAGCUCCUCACCUCACAGCCAAGGUCACAGCAAGAGCCGGUGUGUUUUCAAAAAGAAGAACAUUGCUUAGAAUAAGAAACAAAAGAAAACAGACAAAAAAUUAAAAAAAAAUUACAAAAAGAAAAAGGUGAUCAAAAUUAUUUUAAAAGCACUUGUAGAGAUUUUCAAUGCCGCCAAAAUGGGCCGGGACAAAUAUGGUGCAGGCAACUGUGGAACAUGAAGAAGGUGAUAGUGAAAUCAGCAAGGCAAGCGAGGGUGAAGAGAUAGGUGGAUAGGAAAAGAAGGGUUGGAGUCCAGCGAGGAAGUCGAGAAAAACAAGGUACACGUGCAAAGGAGGACAAAAGAUAGUUUUCUGAAGGAUGCCGGCUCCGGUGCUGCUGCUGCUGCUGCUUCUGGCGACAACUCUUGCCGACCAGGACAUGGACAAGGCCGUCUUCAAGGCGCGCGUAGAGAGCUGCGGCGGAUGACGGCUGAACCGGCUUCCGGAGGUGAAAAAAUUCAUCUACGAAGACAUUCCCAUGUUCCAUAACGUUAUCUUCAAGGCAGUGCCCGGCGCGGCGCCCGAGGCCGUUCUGCUGAACAAACUCGACCAGGUGGUGGAGCGUAUCCCUCUGGAAAAACUCAGCCGAAAGGCCUGCAACGCGCUGCUCACCGAGCGCGGCUUCUUCCGGCGGCAGAAGCACGACGAGCCGGUGCCGGAGCGCUACCAGCACGGCCCGUACGGGGCCGCCAGCCACCAGGAGCUGUAGGCGGCGGCGGCGGCGGCGGCGGCGGCGGCGGCGGCGCUGGCAGCGCCCGAUGACGCGCCGCUCCGAAGGGCCUCCGGGCUUGGGGCGGCGCCGAUGUAGCGUGGCCAGCGCCCCCUCCAGGCCUGCAACCGCAUGCCUCACCGCACCAAUUUGAGUUUAACGAAAUUGGAGGGCUGAGGUCAUAUUUUCUUCAUAAUGAUUAUCUGUUGGUGAGUCGAUGUAUUUGGUAUCAAAUUUGGUGACAGGAUCACGAUAUUUUGGAUUUGUAGUUCUGGAAGUACACAUUUUUACAGCGCAUUCAGGCGCCAGUGCACCCGUUCCAUUAAUAUAGCUCUUUUUUCCAAA